UUCAUUCCGGACAGAUUCUUCUUCUCUCUCCAGUGGAUACUGCGGGGAACACACGGAUUGCCAGUAGGAUGGAUUGCUGAAAGUCCCUUUUGCGAGAUUAUCCAUUUAUUUCUUUUCAUUUCCGUCCGGUCACGCAAUCUCGUCUCCAUCCAUCCAUCCAUCCAUGUGUCCGGACGGGUUGUUCUGAUUCGGACAGAAUGCGGAUCCUGGUGUUGAUCCCGCUGCUGUGGGGACUCAGUGAAGGGGCUUUUCCCAGCAGUGUCCAAAUCGGUGGGUUGUUUAUAAGAAACACGGAUCAAGAAUAUACAGCUUUCCGCUUGGCCAUAUUUCUCCACAACACGAGUCCGAACGCCACGGAGGCGCCAUUCAACCUGGUUCCACACGUCGACAACAUCGAGACGGCCAACAGCUUUGCUGUCACCAAUGCCUUCUGUUCGCAGUAUUCCCGAGGGGUGUUUGCGAUCUUCGGCCUGUACGAUAAGCGCUCGGUCCACACGCUGACGUCGUUCUGCAGUGCGCUGCACAUCUCUCUGGUGACUCCCAGUUUCCCAGCCGAGGGAGAGACUCAGUUCGUGCUGCAGCUCCGUCCCUCCAUCCGGGGGGCGCUAAUGAGUCUCCUCGACCACUACGACUGGAACCGCUUCGUAUUCCUGUACGACACCGACAGAGGAUACGCCAUCCUGCAGGCCAUAAUGGAGAAGGCGGGUCAGAACGGUUGGCAGGUCAGCGCCAUCUGUGUGGAGAACUUCAACGACGCGAGUUACCGAAGGCUUCUGGAGGACCUGGACCGGCGACAGGAGAAGAAGUUCGUCAUCGACCUCGAGGCAGAACGACUCCAGAACCUUCUAGAGCAGAUCGUGAGUGUGGGGAAACAUGUGAAAGGAUACCACUACAUCGUCGCUAACCUGGGUUUUAAGGAUAUUUCUCUUGAGAGGUUUAUGCACGGCGGGGCAAACGUAACCGGUUUCCAGUUGGUGGAUUUCAGUAAAGCAAUGGUGAUCAAACUAAUGCAACGCUGGAAUAAACUAGACCAGAGGGAGUAUCCAGGAUCUGAGAGCCCACCCAGGUACACAUCAUCAUUGACGUAUGAUGGUGUGCUAGUGAUGGCGGAGGCGUUUCGAAAUCUGCGCAGACAGAAGAUCGACAUCUCUCGCAGAGGCAAUGCUGGAGACUGCCUGGCCAACCCAGCUGCUCCUUGGAAUCAGGGCAUCGACAUGGAACGAACUCUGAAACAGGUGAGAAUCCAUGGUCUCACUGGGAAUAUCCAGUUUGAUCAUUAUGGACGCAGAGUCAACUACACCAUGGACGUCUUUGAGCUAAAGAGUAACGGCCCCCGCAAGAUCGGUUACUGGAACGACCUGGAUAAAUUGGUUUUGGUCCAGAAUGAGCUCUCGAUGGGCAACGACUCCGCUAUGGAGAACAGGACGGUUAUCGUCACGACUAUAAUGGAAGGACCGUACGUGAUGUUCAAGAAGAACUGGGAGAUGUAUGAAGGGAACGACCAGUUUGAAGGAUACUGCGUGGAUCUGGCGUCCGAGAUCGCCAAGCACAUUGGAAUCAAGUACAAGAUCUCCAUUGUUCCGGAUGGGAAGUACGGAGCCAGGGAUCCAGAGACCAAGAUCUGGAACGGCAUGGUUGGGGAGCUGGUGUACGGGAAAGCGGAAAUCGCUGUGGCCCCUUUAACAAUCACUCUGGUCCGGGAGGAGGUGAUCGAUUUCUCCAAGCCCUUCAUGAGUCUGGGCAUCUCCAUCAUGAUCAAGAAGCCGCAGAAGUCCAAACCCGGCGUCUUCUCCUUCCUGGACCCGCUGGCCUACGAGAUCUGGAUGUGCAUCGUGUUCGCCUACAUCGGCGUGAGCGUGGUGCUCUUCCUGGUCAGCCGCUUCAGCCCGUACGAGUGGCACACCGAGGAGCCCGAGGACGGCUCCGACGGUCCGCCCAGCGACCAGCCCCCCAACGAGUUCGGCAUCUUCAACAGUCUCUGGUUCUCCCUGGGCGCCUUCAUGCAGCAGGGCUGCGACUUCACACCCCGGUCUCUGUCUGGGCGUAUAGUGGGAGGAGUUUGGUGGUUCUUCACUCUUAUCAUCAUCUCGUCCUACACGGCGAACCUGGCCGCCUUCCUCACGGUGGAGCGAAUGGUGUCGCCGAUCGAGAGCGCAGAAGAUCUCGCCAAACAGACUGAGAUCGCCUACGGGACUCUGGAUUCUGGCUCCACCAAAGAGUUCUUUAGGAGGUCAAAGAUUGCGGUGUACGAAAAAAUGUGGAGCUACAUGAAGUCUGCGGAGCCCACGGUGUUCACCAAGACCACGGCCGAGGGAGUGGCGCGCGUGCGCAAGUCCAAGGGCAAGUACGCCUUCCUGCUGGAGUCCACGAUGAACGAGUACACAGAGCAGAGGAAGCCCUGCGACACCAUGAAGGUCGGAGGCAAUCUGGACUCCAAGGGAUACGGGGUCGCGACUCCCAAAGGAUCGCAGCUAAGAACGCCGGUAAACCUGGCGGUGUUGAAACUGAGUGAAGCAGGAGUGCUAGACAAACUCAAAAAUAAAUGGUGGUACGAUAAGGGCGAGUGUGGACCCAAGGACUCGGGAAGUAAGGACAAGAGCUCACAGGCGCUGAGCCUGAGCAACGUGGCGGGAGUUUUCUACAUCUUGGUGGGCGGCCUGGGUCUGGCCAUGCUGGUGGCCCUGGUCGAGUUUUGCUAUAAGUCCCGCGCCGAGGCCAAGAAACUGAAGCUCACCUUCUCGGAAGCCAUGAGAAACAAGGCCCGCUUGUCAAUCACGGGCAGCCUGGGGGAAAAUGGGCGUGUCCUGACGCCAGACUGUCCUAAGGCCAUGCGUUCUGGCCCCUCCUAUCGACAUGGCCCCGCCCUCGCCGUGGUGUCCGACCUCCCAUAGAAACCAAAAACUCACCUUGUGCCUUAAACCAUCUUACCCCUCUACCGAAGUUCAGAUUCACGCAUUACGGGAGAACCACGUCGCCGCACGGCUUGCGAGGACUCAGACGUGACAGACCUGGAAAGAAACACAAGAAAUCACACACCCCUGUGGAAAAGACGUCGAAAAUUGUAAACGAGUUGGGACGGCAUAGAUACGAACGUUUUUGACAUUGUCGCAUCAAGGAUCCAUGAUGCCUUAUCCUGAAGCCUAACUUCGAGGACAAACAUCAUCGCAUAAUUGCCGAAGACUCACGUAGAAGACCAGUAAACUGUAAAUGUAAAGACAUUAGCUGCGCUUUACGUGUUUCGUCGCCGUCCAUCAUCAGCAAAACCUGCAUUAGAUGUAUUAACUCACUCGAGCG
This is a messenger RNA of Rhinichthys klamathensis goyatoka, 3294 nucleotides long. RefSeq names its product glutamate receptor, ionotropic, AMPA 4a (gene gria4a). Gene Ontology annotation, cellular component: AMPA glutamate receptor complex; dendritic spine; plasma membrane. Gene Ontology annotation, molecular function: transmitter-gated monoatomic ion channel activity involved in regulation of postsynaptic membrane potential; AMPA glutamate receptor activity. The coding region runs from base 198 to 2891 and encodes 897 amino acids. NCBI's taxonomy places the organism in Eukaryota, Metazoa, Chordata, Actinopteri, Cypriniformes, Leuciscidae. The record is from RefSeq and is a predicted model, not a curated record. The transcript has 16 exons. Gene Ontology annotation, biological process: synaptic transmission, glutamatergic; modulation of chemical synaptic transmission; monoatomic ion transport.